Fonsecaea monophora is the source of this 4989-nucleotide messenger RNA. RefSeq lists its product as hypothetical. The transcript has 10 exons. The coding region runs from base 1 to 4989 and encodes 1662 amino acids. Gene Ontology annotation, cellular component: membrane. Gene Ontology annotation, biological process: metal ion transport; transmembrane transport. NCBI's taxonomy places the organism in Eukaryota, Fungi, Ascomycota, Eurotiomycetes, Chaetothyriales, Herpotrichiellaceae. The record is from RefSeq and is a predicted model, not a curated record. Gene Ontology annotation, molecular function: protein binding; metal ion transmembrane transporter activity.
AUGGAAUUCGUUGCUGGUAUCCGCGGCGAUAUACACGAAAGGAACUUCGACGACCAAAAGGACAAAAAUUUUGUGAAGGGUCUUGCCACAACUCCCUACAAAGAUUUCAAGGACAGAGUGCAGAAAGCAGCCCCUGGAACAUGUGAGUGGAUAGACCGUGUUGCCGACUAUCAAGACUGGCUCCAGGACCUCGAGGUAACCGUUCUCAUGCUCAUGGGUCGGACGGCCUGUGGGAAGACAGUGCUGGCUAAGCACCUCAUCGAUCGUGCCACAUGGGGUCCUAAGGCCACGAUUUGCUACUUCUUUUUCAAUGAUCGUGGUCAGGAGUUUCAAAAAUUGACAUCGGCUCUCCGUGCUAUGCUGCAUCAGCUAUUUACCCGGAAACCAGCUCUCAUCCGUCAUGCUCGUCCCUUAUAUGAUGAAAACUUCGGGGGUCGCGCUCAAACCCCAGCCGGUUUACGGUCGAUUCUGUUCGACGUCAUCAACGAUCCUGAAUGCGGGAACUUGGUCUGCAUACUUGAUGCGUUGAACGAGUGCAGUGAGCAGGCGGAAUUGCUUCAAGUCAUUGGGGAUCUGUGUACGAGCAAGCGGCGAUACCAAUUGAAGCUCAUACUCACAUCUCGUCCGCGCCCUAAGAUAUAUGACCAUUGGUGUCGUCUGGCCCAAGGUAGAACUGAAUGGCGAUGGUUGAACUUGGACAACUGGAGCCUGAAGAGGGAAGUUGACAACGAUAUCAAGCAAUAUGUUCGGUCUGCCGUUCUCGAACUGGCCAUCCGCAGCGGCCUUCAAGCAUCUGCAUCGCGUCGUGUCGAGGAGACAAUGCUUGAAAGGGCGGGAAGCACGUAUCUCUGGGCCAAUGAAGCGAUUCGUAUGCUGGAGAAUUCCAACAUCUACACGCAAGGAUCGCUGGAAAAACUUCUAUCCACGACAUUGCCUACAGUUAUCUCACAGGUUUAUCUUGCAAUGAUUGAGCGGAGCGAAGACCGAAAUUAUGCCAUGAAAAUUCUCUCCAUAGCCUGUGCCGCGACGCGACCGCUGACCUUGGCGGAACUGCAUGUGGCCCUCACGAUCAAGCUUGGAGACAGGGAGGUCAAGUACCUUCAGUCGUCGGACGAAUCAUCCUACAGCCAGCGUAUCGUGACAGCGAGCGUGGAUCUCCUCCAUAUCACAGAGGAGAAGGUACACUCUCUGCAUUGGUCGCUUCGCCACUUCCUACUCCAAGGGCCUGGUGGCGAUGGCAUGGUGAAUCCUGGCAACCCCCAGCUUCUGCUUGCAACCAGCUGCAUCGCCGACCUUUUGCUCGACGAGUUCGCCACCGAUCCCCUGCCAGAAUCCAUACAAGAUGGAACCCCCGAGUCCGAUGGUUGGAUCAAGGAGUAUCUCAAGCUGCAUCCGUUUCUGGAGUACGCGGCUGAAUCCUGGGCACCCCACCUUAGCCUCAUUACCAAUGGAGAUGAGCUGCUCUUGCCAAACGCAAUCGCCCUCUGUGACACCAAUUCAGCCCGAUUCAAAACCUGGUUUCGGGUUUUCUGGAGUACAAUCGACAAAGUCCCCUUUCCCUGUCCUCGAGAAUUCUCCGACAUGAUGGUUGCGUCGUUCCUAGGUCUCGAUCAAGUCGUUGCCGACAAGCUCGAUGGCCUUGAACGCUAUAGUAUCGACAUUCGCGGCGAUCACGGAUGGACUGCCUUGAUAUGCGCCGUACACAAUGGCCAUGGGGUGACUCUCAACCUACUUUUGGACAUGGGAGGCAAUCCUUACUUGGGCGAUGACCAAGGCAGGACGGCGAUACACCACGCCGUCAUCAGAGGCAAGGAAGAUAUAGUCAGAGCUAUGGUAGGACACGGUUUCAACCUCUCGAUACGGGAUGUAGAUGGCUGCACUCCCCUACAUCUUGCCGUCAUGCAAGGCCAUGAGGAAGUCCUCAGCGUCCUGCUAGAGUGUGAAAGCCCAAUCGACGACCAGGACCGCAUAGGACGUACAGCUCUGCAUUAUGCUGCUUCAGACGACCAGGAGCCCAUGGUGCGCCUGCUCCUUGCCCACGGGGCGGAUCCAGAUUUAAAGGACCAUGCUGGCAAAACAGCCAGAGAUCUUGCCAUUGAAGCUAAGAGGGAUCACCAAAAACCUCUUGGGGAAGCCGCAUCUAGCGACCAAGUCGACUUGCAUGCUCCCCACACGGUCGAUGAGUCGGCGACUGUCGGUGAUGGGGCGCCUAAUUUUGAGUCCACAGCGUCCCAACCCUUGACUUCGACAGACCUACAAAGAAGGAUCAUCGCCACAGAAAAGGUUGAAAAUGUCAUACGCGGCCAACGAACCACAAACAAUCUGGUGUUCCAAGUCCUCGAGGCAAAAGGGGAUGCUCCAAAACUUUCUAACGAACCUAUCGGACGGACCGACGAUGUGGACAGCCUGUUCAACGCGAAUGUUAUUGACAUCAAGUUCUCCGAUGGUAUCGCACGUCCUCUCAAAGAGGCAGACAAGCCCAAGCUCAGAGAUAUUGUCAACGGGAAGGCCGACAUUUACAGAAACUUACCGGCUGAAGUGCAGCGCCUCAGAUGGCUACAUCUUCCAGCAAAUAACAUGAGAUGGAUCGAGCUCACGAUGCAGCAGUACGAGAGUGUAGGAAAAGUCUCGCGGGCUGUUGUCCUGCGUCCUGAUCUUUGGAUUGAACGACUACACAAAGCCUCGCCUCACCGACCCCAUGCUUGCUUCUUGACUCCCUUCUACAAGCGUGACGGCCACGCAGACUUUGUAUUCAUUAUGCCCUACAUCCACUGGGAGAAGUGGGAGACGUUUGUCGACAUGAGAGACUAUGUAAAGAGCAUCAUAGUGGAUCGUGGCGAGAUGCAUGAAGCGGACAAGCACAAGAAGCUCAUUUGGGCAUAUUUGAAUGCCAAAGACGGCAGCAACCCUAUUCACCUUCGCCGUACGCUCGACCAGUAUUACUACUUCUCCCUAGACGACACCAGCGACAGAGAUGGUGAUCAAGUGACAGGUCGCCUGUUCGAUCGCGGUGAUCUCGUUGGCGACAAGGUCCUUAUGAUGGUCGACCAGUUGUGGCUGUGGGUUGUUGGAGACAUGGUAUUCACCAGCUUCCCUGAGAGAUGGAGCUACCAAGGUGAACCUCACGAGCGCACUGAUAUUGCCCGCAACAUCGAGACGAAUUCUUCUCCAAUCCGGUCAACAUAUGAAUUUGCCGAACUCAUUAUUGGCGAGUGCCUGAGAACAUGCCUCGACCCGAGUAAGGGUGGCGAUAAGACAGUCCACUUUCUUGAGCACUAUGAGAUGUCGAUAGGGGCAGUGACCAACAAAGAAGCUCAACAAUUCAAGAAAUUCUCCUCCAUGGUAGAGAACUUGAAGAACCAGGACACGGGCCAUGACCUGGACAAGAAUAGUCGAGACUUUCUUGAUAUCCGCAAAGAGGUUGAACUGUUGAAAGAGGUCAAGGAUAUCCGCGACGAACUCCACACCCUUUUGAUAAUCUUCCAAGAUCAGCAAAAGGUCCUCAAGGAUCUGAAGAGACUCGCCAAGGGUGUCAAAAUCCCAAGUGAUGCUUCUCGAAAAGGCAAUAAGCCUAGACCUCCCCAAGCGACUGGUGGUGUCGAGGCGCAUAAUGGUAACGGCAACGGCAACGGCAACGGCAACGACAGUCAGCAUGAAGUCACCACAGACGACCGAGAGACGCAAGCAGACUCUGAUACCCCCAGAUUCGCCAUACCAUGCCAGAUCGUGGACUGGAACAUUGCUGAUAUCAAGAGAAUGGACGAUCAGGCUGCAAGAACACUAGACGCGCUCAACCAUCUGGUCGACCUCAAACAGAAGCAUGCAAGCCUCCUCGAGGCGCGUUGGGCCCGCGAUGAAGCCGUGCAGACACGGAGACAGGCCGAAGAAACAGCCAGGCAGGGUAAUACGAUCAUGGUCUUCACCAUUGUCACUAUAGUUUUCCUCCCCCUAUCCUUUAUCGCGGCAUUCUUCGCCAUCAACAUCGUCGAGUUCCCCAAAGACCCUGACGGCCUCCAUCUCGGCUAUGUCUCCAAGUAUAUGUUCUCCAUCUCCGCCGCCAUCAUCAUUCCCCUCAUCCUCAUCGCCUUCAACGUCAACGAAGUUGCCGCUGCCUUUGGUUCCUUUGGCAAAUUGGCGCGCCGUCAUAGCACCUACCUUGUAUCCACGCUGCAGCACAGUCGCUGGGCUUCUCCUCACCCUCUUGCUCCAAACAAAGCGCCAGUCCAAAUAGCUCCAGAUUCAGCUGCAGGGGUAGCAGUCAGCGUCAACAGCAAUGGCUUUGUCAAGGGUAAGCUACCGCAUCCCAAGCUCGAGAAGCGCUCCGAACAGAGCGUCAUCACUGACUCCAAACCAGGCGGUGGCACCAGAGACGGGUCUGUCGACGAUGGCCUCACAUCCCCUAUGGCGGCCGACAGGUCGCCUCACACGCUAAUGGACGUGCUGUGGUAUGUCAUCUUUGUGCUCCCUUUGGGGGAGGUGCAUUUUGCGCUGCGGCUGCUAGGCUGUGUCGGGCACGGUCCUGGUGGUCAAGAGGGGCAGGUCGGAAAAGGAGGAUGGUCUUCAGCGGCGGCGGCGGCGGCGGCGGUAGGUGUAGGGGUCAAGAGCGCCUCUGUCGGAGUAGAAGAAGAGUCAUCCCAGAAUUCGGAUGAGGACGAGGAUUCAGACAAGGGGCAGACGAAGACGAAGAACAAGAAGAGUAGUUGGCGGAUGCGGAGAGGGCCCCAGACCCUUGCUAGAGCUGUCGUCAGCUUUCUUCGUCUGUGUCUCGUCCCCCUGUGGACUGUGGCGUUGGUGCUCGUAGCGUCGGCCUUUACCGUCGUCUACGUCGUCGUCACACUUCUGUUUGACGACAGUCCCAUCCAGCGCGUGGUUCGACGUCUGAUGUAUUCUGGCCGUGGGAGUUCGCCGACUCGGGCAGUGGCACGUGGUCAGCUGGGAUCUGCCGGUCAGGGAGCGACACACGAGGAUGAGGUACAUGUUACCGUUUAA